This is a messenger RNA of Rhinichthys klamathensis goyatoka, 782 nucleotides long. RefSeq lists its product as uncharacterized. The coding region runs from base 1 to 645 and encodes 214 amino acids. The record is from RefSeq and is a predicted model, not a curated record. NCBI's taxonomy places the organism in Eukaryota, Metazoa, Chordata, Actinopteri, Cypriniformes, Leuciscidae. The transcript is spliced from 4 exons.
AUGUAUAGGUCAAGUGUGUGUGUGUGUGUGUGUGUUUAUUUCACAGAUCUGCUCAUAUGGUGUGAAGCUGCGGAGACUUUAACUGAUCAACUAACAGAUUUGGGUCAAAAUGUGUCUAUAAACUGUGAUUUUGGUGUAAAGGAGGUUAACUGGUUAUUACUGAAACUUCCAGAUUCUCCGGUUGUCAUAUUACUCUCUUCCACAGCUUCAGCUCCUUUUUACUACAGUAAAGCUUUUAGGCAGAAAUAUUCAGUGCAAAGUAAUCAUCGCCUGUUCAUAAAUAAUGUCACUAUUGAUGAUUUAGGACUUUAUUACUGUGAGACCAAAGACGCUCCUCCAAAAUACAGCGACGGCACCAGAAUACACAUCAGCGUACCAAGUCCAGCUGCAGAGAUCCAGAAUCAUACAGCGGUGAAGAACAUUGAGAGGAAUCAGACACAUUGGCAGAUUAUUAUCUUCAUAUCUGCUCUGUUGAACGCUGUUCUGAUCAUAGUGGUCAUAGGACUAUUAAAGAUGUUUGUUCAUGCAAGAAACGGAGACGACUUGAAACAAUUUCAAAGUACAGACCUACAAAAUCUUCAAGAUAUGGAUUUCGAACAACCUCAAGACUCAACACAAACACUGAUAUGUUACAUGAAAAUAUAAAGUAACACAAUAUGUCUUCCUCUAUGUUAAAGUAUAAAGCUUAUAAAUAUGGUUAUAAUUAUGCAUAUGUGCUGAUAUUCAGGCCAACAGUGCGACUGAGAGCUUGAUAUUGAUUUAUACAUAAAUGUAUGUGCUGU